This is a messenger RNA of Zootoca vivipara (common lizard), 3637 nucleotides long. It is a transcript of the gene AARS1, whose product is annotated as alanyl-tRNA synthetase 1. The record is from RefSeq and is a predicted model, not a curated record. Lineage: Eukaryota; Metazoa; Chordata; Lepidosauria; Squamata; Lacertidae. Gene Ontology annotation, biological process: alanyl-tRNA aminoacylation. Gene Ontology annotation, cellular component: mitochondrion; cytoplasm. Gene Ontology annotation, molecular function: alanine-tRNA ligase activity; ATP binding; aminoacyl-tRNA deacylase activity.
CGGGGUUAAGGGAGGGGAAACCCGCAGAAGGUUUGGGUGUGCAGUGGAAGAGUGUCGCUCCGGUUCCGCGUGGAAAGGUUGACUGGAGAGCGGCAGGAAAGUGUGAGUGGUGAUCCCAAGAUGGAGGUGACGUUAACAGCCAGCGAGAUCCGCCAACGGUUCAUCAACUUCUUUGUGGAGAACCAGCACACCUAUGUGCACUCCUCAGCCACCAUCCCCAUGGAUGACCCGACUCUGCUCUUUGCCAACGCCGGCAUGAAUCAGUUCAAGCCCAUCUUCCUCAACACAAUCGACCCCUCUCACCCCAUGGCAAAGCUGACCCGAGCAGCCAACACUCAGAAGUGCAUCCGGGCUGGCGGGAAGCACAAUGACCUGGACGACGUUGGCAAGGACGUCUACCACCACACUUUCUUUGAGAUGCUGGGCUCCUGGUCUUUCGGAGAUUAUUUCAAGGAGCUGGCUUGCAAGUUUGCCCUGGACCUGCUCACCAAAGAGUUUGGCAUCCCUAUUGAGAGGCUAUAUGUCACAUACUUUGGUGGGAAUGAAGCCGCUGGUCUGCAACCAGACUUGGAUUGCAAGCAAAUCUGGCUGGAUCUAGGUUUGGCAGAGAGUAGGAUUCUUCCGGGCAGCAUGAAGGAUAACUUCUGGGAAAUGGGAGACACUGGGCCAUGUGGACCUUGCAGCGAGAUGCACUACGAUCGAAUUGGAGGCCGGGAUGCCGCCCAUCUCGUCAAUCAAGAUGAUCCCAACGUGCUGGAGAUUUGGAACCUGGUGUUCAUACAGUACAACAGAGAGGCUGAUGGGACCCUGAAACCUCUUCCCAAGAAGAGCAUUGACACGGGCAUGGGCCUGGAGAGGUUGGUGUCGGUGCUUCAGAACAAGAUGUCCAACUACGACACAGAUCUCUUCGUGCCCUACUUUGAAGCUAUCCAGAAGGGCACUGGCUGCAGGCCCUACACUGGGCGGGUCGGGGAGGAAGAUGCUGAUGGCAUAGACAUGGCCUAUCGUGUCCUGGCUGACCACGCCCGAACCAUCACAGUGGCCCUUUCAGACGGUGGAAGGCCUGAUAACACCGGCAGGGGGUAUGUUCUGAGGCGCAUCCUCCGACGUGCUGUGCGCUACGCCCACGAGAAACUCAACGCCCCCAAGGGAUUCUUUGCUGGCCUGGUAGACGUGGUGGUGCAGUCCCUGGGCGAUGCCUUCCCUGAGCUGAAGAAAGACCCUGAGAUGGUGAAAGACGUCAUCAACGAAGAGGAGGUGCAGUUCCUGAAGACGCUGAACAGAGGGCGCCGCAUCCUCGACAGGAAGAUUCAGAGCUUGGGAGACUGCAAGACUAUUCCUGGAGACACUGCAUGGCUGCUCUAUGAUACUUACGGUUUCCCUGUGGAUCUGACCGGCCUCAUUGCAGAAGAGAAAGGCUUGAAGGUGGACAUGGAGGGUUUUGAGGAGGAGAGGAAGUCUGCCCAGCUCAAGUCUCAGGGCAAGGGAGGUGGCGAUGAAGACCUCAUCAUGCUGGACAUCUACGCCAUUGAAGAACUCCGGUCCAGGGGCUUGGAGGCCACAGAUGACUCUCUGAAAUACAACUACACAUCGGACCCCAGUGGCAGUUAUGAGUUCAGUAGUGCGGUGGCCACUGUCAAAGCCCUCCGCCGGGAGAAGGCCUUUGUGGAGGAGGUGUCAACGGGCCAAGAGUGCGGGGUUGUCUUGGACCACACCUGUUUCUACGCUGAGCAGGGCGGGCAGACAUACGACGAAGGCUACCUUGUCAAGGAGGAUGAAGGCAGUGAGGAUAAGACAGAGUUCACGGUGAAGAAUGUCCAAGUGCGCGGAGGUUACGUGUUGCACGUGGGCACCGUCUAUGGGAGCCUGAAGGUGGGAGACACUGUACGGCUGUACGUCGAUGAGCCCAGGCGGCGGCCCAUCAUGAGCAACCACACAGCCACCCACAUCCUCAACUUUGCCUUACGAGCUGUGCUGGGCGAGGCCGACCAGCGAGGCUCCUUGGUGGCUCCAGACAGGCUGCGCUUUGAUUUCACAGCCAAGGGAGCCAUGUCCACCCAGGAAAUCAAGAAGGCGGAAGAAAUUGCGAAUCAGAUGAUUCAGGAAGCCAAGGUGGUGUAUGCCAAAGAUUGUCCCCUGGCAGCUGCCAAAGCCAUCCAGGGCCUCCGCGCAGUGUUUGACGAGACAUACCCUGACCCCGUGCGCGUGGUCUCAAUCGGCAUCCCCAUCGAGGAUAUGCUGGCCGAUCCCUCCAGUGGUGCAGGUGCCCUGACGUCGGUCGAGUUCUGCGGGGGAACGCACUUGCAGAAUUCUGCUCACGCCGGUCACUUUGUCAUUGUGUCCGAGGAAGCAAUUGCCAAGGGCAUCCGGCGCAUAGUGGCUGUCACCGGAGCAGAAGCACACAAGGCACUGAGGAAAGUGGACAUCCUUAAAAAGCUACUCUCUGACCUGGAAGACAAGGUGAAGGUGCAGACCGCCCCCAACAAAGAAGUCCAGCGCGAGAUCGCAGACCUUGGCGAGGUGCUGGCCGUCUCCGUCAUUCCCCAGUGGCAGAAAGACGAACUCCGAGAGGCCCUCAAAGCCCUGAAGAAGGUGAUGGACGACCUCGACCGUGCCUGCAAAGCAGACAUCCAGAAACGAGUUCUGGACAAGACGAAGCAGCUCAUCGAGGCUCACCCCAACCAGCCACUGGUCAUUCUGGAAAUGGAGAGUGGUGCUUCUGCAAAGGCACUUAAUGAAUCUCUGAAGCUGUUGAAGACUCAUUCACCUCAGACAGCAGCCAUGCUGUUCACCGUGGAUAAUGAAGCCAGCAAGAUCACCUGCUUAUGCCAAGUCCCUCAGGAGGUCGUUGGCAAAGGGCUCAAGGCCAGCGAAUGGGUGCAACAGGUGUCUGGGCUGAUGGACGGCAGGGGGGGCGGGAAAGACCUCUCUGCCCAGGCCACAGGCAAGAACACUGACUGCCUUGAAGAAGCCCUGAAGCUGGCAACAGACUUUGCCAAGCUCAAGCUGGGUGAGCUGAAGAACUGAUCCCCAGCUUGUGGAGCAAACUCAAAAAGGGAGCUGCUUGGCCAAUAGGUUAGGAGUUCUACAUUAGCGUUAUGUCUGUGGAGACAAAGACUGCACAUUAUUGUCCUUCUAAAUUCAGCCUCUCGGGCACUAACCAAACAAGGUGGCCCUGUAAGGUGAUGACUUGAUCACAGGACACCAGAGCCCAUGACUGCACAAGUUCUGAUCUUGUAUCACGGUGAUAUAACUGAGCUGCCUCAAGGGGCCUGCUGCCAACUGAGUGUCCUCCUUUUUUGCACACAGCCAUUGGGACACGUAGAUGCUUCCUAACAUUCUAAAGUUUAAUUCUGCAGUGCUGCUCCUGUUGCACCGUUUGAAUGGGGCUCUGCACAGCCACCUCCGUCCAUGCUCAAGCACUUGAAGCAUUUGCUGUAACGUGAGCAUGUGCAGGGGGUGAGCAAUCAAGGCUGCUAUAAUCUCUUUCGUUGUAACUGGGUAACCCUUGCUUCGGUUCGUAGUGUUAAUCUCUGUUGUAGCAAAGCCUUACCUGGGCAGACUUGCCCUGGCAUGAGGACUUCUGAUCAGAAUAGGUUCAGUGCUGAAUAAAUGAACAGAUGUGUGUUUAAGUGAA